Aureobasidium subglaciale EXF-2481 is the source of this 1773-nucleotide messenger RNA. RefSeq lists its product as uncharacterized. The record is from RefSeq and is a predicted model, not a curated record. Gene Ontology annotation, molecular function: gamma-glutamylcyclotransferase activity. The transcript has a single exon. Bases 425 to 1543 code for a protein of 372 amino acids. Lineage: Eukaryota; Fungi; Ascomycota; Dothideomycetes; Dothideales; Saccotheciaceae.
CUUGCCAGGACUACCACAUUACAAGACAUGCUGGGAAAGCUAUUGUGAUUACUGCAUGGCUUUACUAACUCCUCAAGACUCUCCUCGUCAACUGCUGUGGUCGGGCUCAUGUGGCUCUGAUCGGCCGCUGAGUGAUCCAUUGCAAGCUGACGUCUGCCUGCGACAGUCUUCGCACAGCAAUCAUGACUUGGUACACAGUCAGCUAUAGAGGAUUUCAAACUCACGAUGGAGGACGGAAAGGUGAAUUGCUCCGAAGCCGACCUAGACAUAUUUGAAGCACAGACCAUUUGGCGGCGUCAUAUUACCAAUCUCGGAACGACGAUGUUCAACACCCUUGUGGUGAGGCUAUCGAGCACUGUACAUAAUGUUGUCCUCUCGCACAUGUCACUAGAUACAGCAUCGCGAGUCGAAGCGAAUGACAGGCAUGGAACCCUCAGCAGAGAACACUUGCCGAUUGGCCAAGGCUUUCAGCAGCCUCCGCGACGUGGCACAACAGAUGACGCGUAAAGCGCCGACUCGCGCCGUCGCUCUUCCCACCUACUCGACCUUGUCAGAAACCAGCAUCGAACGAAGAGAGGCCUCUCUGUCCGCCACAACCGAAUCAGAGAGCGAGACGUUCCUCUAUCUUGCCUACGGCUCCAAUCUGUGCAACGAAACGUUCCGCGGCAAGCGUGGAAUCAAACCGCUGUCACAAAUCAAUGUGCAGAUACCAGAACUACGUUUGACUUUCGAUCUGCCCGGCAUAGCUUACUCGGAGCCAUGUUUUGCGAACACCGGUCGUCGCGACCCUGAGAAGGAUCUACCUUCUCUGUCAGAGAAAGAAGGAAUUCCACAGUCCAAGGAUUAUCACAAGAACAGAUGGCAUAAAGGCUUGAUUGGCGUCGUGUAUGAGGUCACUUCUACCGACUACGCCCACAUCAUCGCUACUGAAGGAGGAGGCGCGUCCUACCAAGACAUUCUUGUCGACUGUUAUCCCUUCGAGUCUUCAGAUCCCGCUCAGCCUGUGCCUGUCUAUCCUACUACCACACCUUUCAAGGCACACACCUUGUUUGCUCCUGCUAUACCAUCAGGUGUUCAGCCUCCAAAAGAGGGUGGAAGGAUCCAGCGCCCUGACACAUCUUACGCUCAAGCUUCAGCUCGCUACCUGAAGCUUAUUACCGAUGGAGCCGCCGAGUGUCAAUUGCCGUACGAGUAUCAGAACUACUUGAACGACAUCCGACCAUACACAAUCACCUCGAACAAACAACAGAUGGGCCAGUUUGUCUUCCUCACUCUAUGGUUGCCUUUCAUCUUGUUCAUCUUCUCUCUGAACGCCAGGUUUGCCGAUGCCGGCGGUCGAACUCCACCCUGGCUUCGCAUACUUUCGGAGUCCAUCUUUCGAUCCUGCUGGAGGACAUAUGAUGGUUUCUUCAAACCCAUCUUUGGUGACGGAGAGCGAACGACACCGGCGGAGGAUCGAGUUGCCCACCAUAUGCUAAGCCAAGACACUCGACUCGAGAGUGGUACAAUAACGGAUGAGGAGAAGGAUUUCCUACCUGUAUAGUCAUCGAUCGAAUCAGCCUGUUCAGUAGUGUUCAAACAAUGCUCACCGAAGUCUGCGUACCAGGUGACCCCUUCCGUGCGCAUGAGAACGGAGUCAGCAUCGCCACAACUCAUUCUUGUCAGCACAAAGGAGACUACAAAGGAACUCCGCUUCCUUUCUACAGCAUCUGUAUGCCACUGAACGCGGAACAAAGCGAUCAAUAAUUUUCGUGCGUGGAUAAAGAGCGACUU